Messenger RNA from Tetranychus urticae (two-spotted spider mite), 2064 nucleotides. RefSeq names its product chitin deacetylase 1. Lineage: Eukaryota; Metazoa; Arthropoda; Arachnida; Trombidiformes; Tetranychidae. Gene Ontology annotation, biological process: carbohydrate metabolic process. The record is from RefSeq and is a predicted model, not a curated record. Gene Ontology annotation, molecular function: protein binding; chitin binding. Gene Ontology annotation, cellular component: extracellular region.
AUUCUGGUGGCGGUGAUGCUGAUGAUGAUGAUAAUUCAAAGGGAGAUGAUUAAAACCCGAUUUGCUCCGAUUUUAUCAAAACUGGUGCAAUUGUCCUUUAUUUUCAUGUCCUUAUAACACCAAUCUUUUAGGCUGCCUUUCAGCCUCUCCCUCCGAGUCUUUCUUUCUCUCUUUCUACCUUUCGUCUUCUUUUCCUUCGUCGUCACCUUUAUCCUCCACCUUGAUUAAUCCUGAAAUUUAAAUCAUCAUGAUUUUUAAUUCAUCUUUUGCUUCAUCCGAAGCAACUUAGUUAUCUUUUAAGGGUAACUGCAUCCUAUGGGAAGGUUUACAUUAUAAUUUUGUGUCGGUUAAGUUUUUUUUCAAUUCUUGUUUGUCUUGGUUAAGUUUGAAUGAUAACCAUUGAACUUUAUCAGAUUUAGUCCAAAUCAUCGCCAUGACGAGUAAUCAUGUUGCCAAUUUUAAAUUUAACCUGUUGACCAUUACAGUUUGCCUUUUUUCACUAUUUUAUUCAAUUCAAAUUGUGCGGCUUGAUAACAAUAAUGAAGACAUUGUUGAAACGGGUGCUGUUGAGGGAAUCCCUUGUGUAUCAAAUGGUAAAUUUUAUCGUAAUCCUGAACAGAUAGGAAUCCGUGAUUGUGCCAGAUACUAUUGGUGUCCACGAGGAAAGGUUCUUGAAUUUAGAUGUUCAUCUGGACUUUGGUUUGAUAUUGAUAGACAAAUUUGUGACUUCAAAUCAAAAAUCAAUGCCCAAAAUUGUGAAAAAUCUCAUGAUGCAUCAACUCCUCGUCCUCUUCUGGCCACAGAGAGUCCAAUUUGUCCAGAAGGUCAAUUAGCCUGUGCUAACCGAAAAUGUCUUAACCGUGAUGUCUUUUGUGAUGGGACGGUUGACUGUACCGAUGGUUCAGAUGAGUCCUAUUGUGACCCAGAAAAUGAUCCAAAUGCUCCGGGUCGAUGUGAUCUCAAUAACUGUACCCUACCUGAUUGUUUCUGUUCCACUGAUGGAACCCAAAUACCCAAUUAUCUUAAGCCUGAGGAGACACCACAAAUGGUUAUAAUUACUUUUGAUGAUGCGGUUAACAACGAGAAUUGGGAAAUUUAUCAAGCAAUCUUCACACCAAACCGAACCAAUGCCAACGGCUGUCCCAUCAGGUCAACCUUCUUCCUUAGCCAUGAAUAUACCAAUUAUCGACAUGCUCAAAAACUCUGGAAUGAUGGACAUGAAAUAGCCACUCAUUCAAUAACUCAUCGUAAUCCUGAACUUUGGUGGACAUUUAAUGCAACAAUUGAAGACUGGUUUGAUGAAUUUGCUGGUAUGGCCAAUAUAAUCAAUAAAUUUGCUGGUAUACCAUUAGAAGAGAUAAGAGGAACCAGAGUUCCUUUCUUGAGAAUCGGUUGGAAUACACAAUUGAUUAUGAUGAGAGAAUUUGGUUUUCUUUAUGAUUCUUCAAUGGUUCCUGCAAAAUCAGAUCCACCGAUUUGGCCUUACACAUUUGACUUCAGGAUUCCCCAUAAAUGUGCCGGUUCUUUACAGAAAUGUCCAUCUCGAUCAUUCCCAGGAAUGUGGGAAAUGGUCAUGAAUCCUUUGGAUAUUGAGGGUCAUAUUUGUGCCAUGGUUGAUUCCUGUCCAACUCAUCUCUCCGAGGAAGAAAUAUUUACAAUGUUCCUAGAUAACUUUAAUCGCCAUUACUCAACUAAUCGAGCACCAUUUGGUCUAUUCUUUCACACAACCUGGUUCAAGGAUAAGAAAAAUUUCAAGGUUUUCCUGCAAUUCAUUGAUGAGUUAGUGAAAAAACCUGAUGUCUAUAUCGUUACCAACUACCAAGCCAUUGAAUGGAUGAGAACACCAACUCCAUUAAGUCAGCUGAACAGCUUUGAACCAUGGAAGUGUCAGAAAAAUAUUGAUCCCAAUUUAGUUGCCUGUAAUCAUCCCAAACUGUGCAAAUUACACAGUAGACAUUUAAGGGGAGAAAGAUAUUUACAUACCUGUUUUGAAUGUCCAGAGGUUUAUCCGUGGGUUAAAAAUGAGUUUGGUCUUGAAUUUAAAUAAACAAGCGAACCCCCGAU